This is a messenger RNA of Peniophora sp. CBMAI 1063, 654 nucleotides long. The record is from the annotation of a GenBank genome assembly. Lineage: Eukaryota; Fungi; Basidiomycota; Agaricomycetes; Russulales; Peniophoraceae.
AUGGGGUUCACAUACGUAGUCGAACAUAUGGAGGAAGACGAAGAGACACCCUCCGCCUUACCGCGUUGGGUAGAACUCGAAUAUAGCCAUAUGCGCGCAUUUGCAGGCCCAGGCUCAUCCGUCGAGUUUACGCAUCUGUCGAAAGCUGCAGGCGCCUCACUGACACAAACAUUUUCCGCGCGGAAAGACGCGGACCUCUCUGACGCAGAGUGCCACACCGAGGGCGUUCUCGCUCUCAUGAAAACCCGCGGUGUUCCGCUUGAGAGGGUCUGCUUGCUUGACCCGAAGGCGCCUAAGGAACUGUCACCCGAGGACGGCGAGGAAUUCGACUGGUUCUUGUUUGGCGGCAUUCUAGGCGAUGAUCCCCCACGCGACCGAACUGGCGAGUUGCGCGCGCUGGGCUUUCCAGGACGUCAUCUGGGGCCGAUACAGAUGACUACUGAUACCGCGCUUGGUGUCACAAAAACGAUCGUUCAAGACAAAGUGAAACUCUCGGAGAUCCCUUACGUUGAUCACCCAACCAUAGUCUUCAACUCAAAAGAGAGCGUUGAAAUGCCUUUUCGAUAUAUCGUUCAGCCGGACGGCACGCCCCGACUUCCACCAGGCAUGCGUGAGCAUCUGUACGAAGAUCUAAAUAAGAGCUUUGAGUUCUAG